CGAAUUUGGUUAUUUUCCUUCUUUCAUUCAGAAUAGAGACAAGAAAAAGAGAAACAAAAGUUUUUAACACUGUUUGAUAUUAAGCGGAAAGGGAUUUUAUCAGCAAAAAAAUUUGCUGUACUAUUUUAAGAGCGUUUAAAGAUAUCUAAACUAUAGUUACAUCAUUAUAAAAAAUGUUGAGUAUCUACGGAAGUAGCGGUUCAGCGAUGCAGGAAUCGAGUUUGCGGAAAUAUUUGGACAUUAUCGUAAAAGACCAAUCCAAGAUGGCGAUCAAGUCGGCUGCCAUUGUUUACGACAACGGAAAUGUUGCCGCGAAGACUAACAAGUUCAAAAUUAAUGGCAAAGAUCUAUUGGGUAUAAAGCGUGCAUUCCAUACACCAGGCACGGAAAAGAUAGAAUACUCCAACGUGACGUAUUGCGUGAAAUCACAAUCAAGUGGACAACUCGUGGCAUUCAACGGAGCAAAUUACGUCAUCAUUAGUAAAACUGACGUCACGUAUAUCAUCGUCACGUGCUGCUCGAGACAGAAAAGCUCUUCAUUGGCUGCUUGGAUCAACGCUGUUGCCAACAAAUUGAAGGAAAGACACUCCUGACAGGGACCAAAAGAACACACAAAAAACAAAUUGAACUAAAAAUAGAUCUGAACAAUCCAUGGUGAUCAUGAUAGUCUGCAAAUGCGGGAUCGUCUGCAGACAGUUUUAUAGAAUCUCGUUGGACGAUGAAAUACAAUCAAACGUUAUUUAAUUGUUGUCAACAGUUUAGACGGGAAAAACAGAGUUGUUCACGUUGCCUUGUAAACGAAGACUACUAUCGAUUGUGAUGAACAUAUACAUUGUAUAUAAAACAAUCCAUUUAUAAUUAGUAAAGAAUUAACAUGAUACAGUCGCCUAAGAAUUAUUCUAUAUUUCAACUUUUGCAAAUUGCAUUUUGACCCGAAAAAAGUUUUAAAUUAAUUCAGAUACUUCCACAUAUUUGAUAGUUUUAAAUAUAUUAUAUCAUAAUUUUAAUUGCCAUGUUAUUACCUACUAAAUUUGUCAUUUUCUUAUUUUGUAUUUAAGAUAUACUUUAUAAAAAUAUUGACUAAUAAACUUGUGCAAUUCUA
Ruditapes philippinarum (Manila clam) is the source of this 1102-nucleotide messenger RNA. RefSeq lists its product as uncharacterized. Lineage: Eukaryota; Metazoa; Mollusca; Bivalvia; Venerida; Veneridae. The coding region runs from base 174 to 593 and encodes 139 amino acids. Gene Ontology annotation, molecular function: actin binding. The record is from RefSeq and is a predicted model, not a curated record. The transcript has 3 exons.